Messenger RNA from Clarias gariepinus (North African catfish), 928 nucleotides. It is a transcript of the gene tmbim6, whose product is annotated as testis enhanced gene transcript (BAX inhibitor 1). The record is from RefSeq and is a predicted model, not a curated record. Gene Ontology annotation, cellular component: mitochondrial membrane. Gene Ontology annotation, molecular function: enzyme binding. Gene Ontology annotation, biological process: cellular response to unfolded protein; negative regulation of apoptotic signaling pathway; negative regulation of RNA splicing. The coding region runs from base 146 to 844 and encodes 232 amino acids. The transcript has 9 exons. Lineage: Eukaryota; Metazoa; Chordata; Actinopteri; Siluriformes; Clariidae.
UCCGGAUUCAGACGUAACAGUAGCAACUCACAGCUAAUUCUUCGUCAGCUUCGAAAACAGUACGAGGCCGCUCAGAUCGAAAGCUUACAGCGACCACUGCAAACAAACAAUCCACUCAGGUGCUCGAUAACUGCACAGAGGAAAGAUGAAUGUGUUUGAUCGCAACAUCAACUUCAACGCAAUCUUUAAGUUCUCUCAGAUUUCGCGUUCCACUCAGCAGCACCUGAAGAAUGUCUAUGCCACUUUGUCAAUGUGUAUGUUCAUGGCAGCAGCCGGAGCAUAUGUUCACGUCAUCUUGCGUCUGUUUCAGGGUGGACUGCUGUCAGUGUUGGGUUCCCUGGCGAUGAUGACAUGGCUCUCUGUGACUCCUCACAACCCCGAGACGGAAAAGAAGAGACUCGCUAUUCUUUCUGCAUUCGCCCUCCUCACAGGACUUGGACUCGGGCCUGUCAUGGAUUUUGUCAUUAAGAUCAACCCAAGCAUCAUCGUUACGGCGUUUCUAGGCACCUCGGCCAUUUUCGUCUGUUUCACUCUGAGUGCUCUUUACGCUCAGCGCAGGAGUUACCUGUUCCUUGGAGGCACCCUGUUGUCUGGCCUGUCCAUCAUGCUGCUGAUUUCAAUCCUCAACGUGUUCGUCGGCUCCCUCGCGCUCUUUAAGGUUAAUCUCUACAUCACUCUGGCCAUCAUGUGCGGGUUUGUGCUGUUUGACACACAGCUGAUCAUUGAGAAAGCAGAGAUGGGAGAUAAAGACUACAUCUGGCAUUGUGUGGAUCUCUUCAUGGACUUUGUGUCUAUCUUCAGAAAGCUCAUGAUCCUGAUGGCUAUGAAUGAGAAGGUGCGCUAACCCUGCCCAAUUUAGUCUAAUAAUGCAUUAAUAUCUCCCUCUCACACAUACGCACGCACACACAAUAAACCAUGUUCUCGUCAA